Toxoplasma gondii ME49 is the source of this 1690-nucleotide messenger RNA. RefSeq lists its product as hypothetical. The record is from RefSeq and is a predicted model, not a curated record. The transcript has 3 exons. The coding region runs from base 820 to 1515 and encodes 231 amino acids. NCBI's taxonomy places the organism in Eukaryota, Apicomplexa, Conoidasida, Eucoccidiorida, Sarcocystidae.
CUGGUUUUGAGUGAUGAAUCCCCGUGUGGCGAAAUCGAGAACAUCUCCACAGUGUUUGCCUCUGCCUCCAGUUUUUUGCUACCCCAUUAGAAGGUCAUUUCCUUUUUCCCCUGUGUUCACAUCGGUGGUACAUGUGGAACACACUAGCCGUCGUUUUCAUUUGCCUUUUCUUCGUCUAGAACCUCGCCAGGAGAGAGACUCGCGGCCGGUACUCCCGUCAGCGCGCGUGGCAUUACUCUCUACAGAACCGGCCGAAAUUUUCCAGUUGUAUUUGACCACAUUUUCGCGUUAGAGCUGCUGCGAUACAGACAGUGGCGUAUAUCGUGCUCUCUUUGCGAAUCUCGUGCUUUGUAGUGCGCGAAUUGAUUGACUCCGCUCCUAAGCUGGCCCUCCUCGCCGUCACAAAAUUCCAGCGGCUCUCGCCAACUUUUGCCCCGCCGUGACACCCCUGCCUUUUUCACACUCUCUCGUUUGUUUUGUGAAACCACAUCAGUUUCUGGGAAAACAACGCCCUGACUGUUGCGACUUUUUUGUGAGAAGGACACCGGCGCUUACCUGCUGCAGGAGGAACCUAACGUGAGGCCUGAUUUCAACACUUUGUUCCGUUGGCAUUUCACCACCGAUGUUUGGCAAUAGUUCCGCUUUCUGUUGACCGUCGGAAUAUCCAGUGUUUUGAUCAGUGACAGCGACACUAAGAAGCUCUGCAGCUUGUGCUUGUUACUCCCGAAAGGUGUGUAAUGAUCUACUCUGGUAGGUCCCGUUGUUCUUGUUGAUAGUUCUCAUCUCCGGCAUAGCCUUUCCAGGGCAGAAACUGCAAAAAUGUCUUCGCAAACUGGCAUACAAUCUGCUGAUGGAGCAGAGCAACAGGUCACUGCAGGCCUAGAGCGCUCUCAGACUCUAGAGAGCACUGGGGUGCCACAACUUUCGCUAGCGCGUUUAUUUUCCCCUGAAGGUUCGUUCGUAAUGGCACCAGAAGUCACACCAGAAACUCCUGUGAGGCGGGCGACUCUCGCCUCGAUGCCAUCGGAGAUGUUUCGCUCUGAAAGCCUAAGACACUCUCUUUCGUCGAAAUCUGUAGCGGCCGUGGAUCUCCUGGAGGAAAUGGCUAGCGAAGAAAGAGUGGCUAUUGCGAACCAAAGCGGCGACUACAGAGUCAAACUCACGGGCCCCGACGGAGAAAUCCCUGUAAACAUCUGGGAUUUGUCGCUGUACCCAUUGUGGCCGUUUGAUCACUACCAGUCACUACGGAGAGAGUACCUUGAGACCAGGGCAAAACCCGAACGAACGCCCGAAGAGGAGAAAUACAUUCCUCCCCAUCCGGGAGUGGACUACAUCUACAACGAUUGCCCCUACAUGUCCCAUACGGGGAAAAUGGACUUUCUGAGCAUGAGUGCACACUGCAUUUUGGAGGAUGGAUCUCGCCUGCCGGCAGACAUCGAUAAGUCGCUUCGCCCACGCCCCUUCUUUUCCGAUGGAGGAAGCAUCAGAUGUGCAUGGUUCGGCAGUGGAAAGUAACUGACAAAACUCAGUGCAGUGAAGUCUCUUCUCAGCACGCAGCAGCUGUCGCUAAGAGAAACUAUUUUUCCAAAUUUGUCGGCUUCGGCCUAUCUCGUGGGAUGCAGUGCCUGACACUGCCAAUAAAUAUGCAUUGCUAAGUGACAAACGCUGUCUUGUUUCUCCCCAACUCCCA